GGUUAUUCUCGAUCUUUCAGUCCACGACAUGACAGCUAUAAUCUCACCCAGUAGGGCGGUCAGCUUAGUAAAGGCUACCACGUUCGAUUUUUUCAACGAACGAAAUGACACAAUCCGCAGGUCUCUGAUACAGGAGCAUUGGAGACCAGACAUCACUUGCCAUACUCCUUUUGGCGACUUCAAAGGCUAUGAAGCGAUGGGAGAAUUGUGGAAGGCACUUCAUGCUGAUGAGAAGAGUGAAUGGAUAUUUAAACCGCGAGGGGACUUGUGGCUUAACGGAGAUGUGAUCAUGCAAAGCUGGACGUAUGGUAAUGCAGAUGGAAUGCCUGGAAUGACAGGCUGGGAUGUGAUCAUAUUGGACGGCGAUGGAUUGGUCAAGGAGCUCUAUGCUAUGAUCGAAGGCGUUCACACGCAUGAAUUCGCCUUGUAAGCACAGCACUUUUGCACUUCUGUACUGCUGAUGAUAGUCUCCUUGGGCGCGUGCAUAGUACUAAUGCUCAAUGACAUAUGCAUCACUAAUAACUAAAAUGAAGAUAACACUUG
Molecule: messenger RNA, 543 nt
Organism: Trichoderma harzianum CBS 226.95
Lineage: Eukaryota; Fungi; Ascomycota; Sordariomycetes; Hypocreales; Hypocreaceae
Exons: 2
Coding region: 29-430 (133 amino acids)
Source: RefSeq, a predicted model, not a curated record